CCUUCCGUCUGCUUCUCUGUAUCCUCUCUCCAAGUCUCUCUCUCUUUCUCUCUUUUUCUCCCACUUGAAACGCGUGUCCCUGUCCGCUCCUCUCGUCGCCGCCGUCUCCGUCCUUGCGCCUAGCUCUAUCUCUUUCCAUCUAUCGCGUACGCUCCUUGUUGCUCCAACACCUGGCUCGCGACGCGCCUCUCCGCUCCGCUCCGGAUACACAGCGGCUUCGUCAACGCGCCGCUGUCGUCUUCGCGGUCGCCGUCAUCGUCGGUCGUCGCCGGCGCGCGGUAUAUGCAUACGCACGUUCGUAUGCACUCCGUGAAAAGGAGAGAGAAGAAUUCGCAGUGCCACGUUUCGAUGCGCCCGGUCGUCGCCGUGUCGCGCGUGUUUCCUCCGCAGCACGAGGAGUAGUGAACUGUGCGCGGGCGCCGGACGACGCGAACCGCAAGCGAGCGGCGGUCGCUCGUUCGCAUUUCCAAGCCUUGGUGUGUUGCUCGUACGCGGGUGUCAGUGACAUUAUUCUAGUCUAGUUUUCCAUCUUCGUGUUGUCACUCACAGCAGCACGACGGCGAGUCGGGUGUUUUUCGAGAAUUCACAAAGUGCCAUAUCGUAUAAGAGGUUGGGGCGACAUAAAGCGACGCGGUCUCAUUUACAUACGCCGCGCGGCAGAUUGGAAUCCGAAGGUGAGGGAAUCCUUGGCCGAUUCCUCGAACGACGGGAGGGUCCGAGAAAACCGAUCGCGUUCCAGCCGAAGCUGGUGCACGUCGUGGUAAACAACGACGAAUAAUCGGCGGAUACCACGAAGAUUCGCGCGUCGUGCAUUCCGCCACGCUGUCGAAUAUAACGGCGAUAAAAACGAGAAGGAAACACGAGACUAUUCAACGAACGACGAGCUGAAAAGCCGAGAGCUCUUCCAACUCGAGAGCGAACUUUGAGAGAGAAAAUUUAGGAAAAUGUAAGAAGAGUAUAUUCACGCGACUGGAAGCCAACGAACUAGGCGUGUCCAGGUAUACUUCGAAAGAACGCGAGAUUUCUACGAACACAAAUCGCUGUCGAAUGGUGAACGCGAUUUAAACGCGGAAUAAGCGAGCUAAUCGCGAGCCCUGCCGCCGGCUGUUGUCAGGGCGGUGGAGAACGGUGCCGGUUCCGCGUUCUCGUGUCGUGAAGUGUGUCAUGAUAGUUCGCGCGUGAGCCGGGCAUGAACGUUGAAACCUGCACCCUCUACUUCGCUGGGACGGCCCGGGGCCCGGAGAAGGACAGGAUGUCGACCCAGGCUUACUACAAGGAGCGGCUCGGCUUCGACCCGGCGGACACCGUCGCCGAGCAUCAGCGCGAGCAACGCUCACAGCACGGUUACGAGGAGUCACUCUCCAAAUUCAAAGACGAACGAGAUGCUAUACAGAAGAAGACCUUCACGAAGUGGGUGAACAAGCAUUUGAAAAAGGCGAGCAGACAUGUCGGGGACCUGUUCGAGGAUCUACGCGACGGCCACAAUCUCAUCUCCUUGCUGGAAGUGCUCUCGGGCGAGCACCUUCCGCGGGAGAGGGGUCGAAUGCGCUUUCACAUGCUGCAGAACGUGCAGAUGGCCCUCGAUUUUUUACGGUACAAGAAGAUCAAGCUGGUCAACAUCCGGGCGGAGGACAUCGUGGACGGUAACCCGAAGCUCACACUUGGCCUGAUAUGGACUAUUAUCUUGCACUUCCAGAUAUCGGACAUAGUGGUCGGUCAGGAACCAAACGUGCCGCGAGAGCGGCUCGACCGGGUCUUCUUCGUCGCCGAGCGCGAGUACGGCGUUACCAGGCUUCUCGAUCCAGAAGAUGUUGAUACCCCCGAACCGGACGAGAAGUCCUUGAUAACGUACAUCUCUUCGCUCUACGACGUGUUCCCGGAGCCGCCGGCCAUUCACCCUCUAUACGACGCCGAGGCGCAAAGACGAUCCGCGGAAUAUCGUGAGCUUGCGACCUCUCUUCAUAUGUGGAUCCGCGAGAAGAUGGCCCUCAUGCAAGAACGAUCUUUUCCGCCGACUCUGAUCGAGAUGAAGAAACUAGCGGCGGAUAGUACGAAGUUUAAAAAUGAGGAGGUACCACCACGAUACAGGGACAAACAGAGAUUGACGUACAUCUUCCGAGACCUGCAAAAGUAUUUCGAAGCGGUGGGCGAAGUGGACAUGGAACCAGAAUUACAUAUUGAUGUCAUCGAAAAGAAUUGGAAUCGCCUAAUAAUGUUGCAUCAGGAGCGCGAGCAGGCUAUUAUAGACGAAAUUAAACGACUCGAGCGACUGCAACGACUCGCCGAGAAAGUGCAUCGUGAGAUGAAAACGACUGACAACAGAUUGGAGGAGCUCGAGAGACGUGUGGAGGACGAAGCACGCAGACUCGAUCGCCUUCAUCCUUUGGAGGCGAAACACGCGGUGGACCUGCUGGAACAGGACAUACGCAGCACGGAAACCCAGAUACAGAAUAUAUUUACCGAUGUGCAUACCCUUACGGAGGGUAGAUACAGUCAGGCGCCCGAGCUUCAUAAGAGAGUACAGAAAUUGCAUCAAAGAUGGGUUGUACUACGAUCUCUCCUGCAUAGGCGUCUGGUACAACCUCUCUCUGCGGUUUCCUUCCCUGUGGAGGAACGUGUUGUCACGAAACACCGCACUACCGUCCAUGAAACACGAUUGGUUGAUACCAAUCCACACUUCCGCACGUUACACGAUUGCAUAGAUUGGUGUAAGAGCAAAUUGAAGCAUCUACAAGAAGCUGAUUACGGAUCGGACUUGCCUAGUGUGCAAAAUGAAUUGGAUGUACAUCAGCGAGAGCACAAGAACAUCGACCAAUUCAAAGCCAAGGUCGACAAGUGUGUACAGGCAAAGAACAAUUUCCAUGGCGAGGAACUCACGUUGUACAGUCAGCAUCUUAACACUCUGCAGAAACUUUAUGCCGAGCUUCUUAACGUAUCGAAUAAGAGGCUUUCUGAUUUGGAUACCCUGCACGAUUUUAUACAAUCGGCUACUGGCGAAUUGGUUUGGUUGAACGCCAAAGAGGAAACAGAAGUCACGCGCGAUUGGAGCGACAAGAACCUUAAUGUGCAGAGCAUCGAGCAAUAUUACGAGUCUUUGAUGAGCGAUUUGGAGAAACGAGAGAUACAAUUUUCGGCAGUGCAAGAUCGUGGUGAGGCACUUGUUCUUCAGCAUCAUCCUGCGGCAAAAACGAUCGAAGCUUACAUGUCCGCUAUGCAAACUCAGUGGGCUUGGUUAUUACAACUCACUCUCUGCCUUGAAGUACAUUUAAGACACGCCGCGCAAAACCAGCAAUUUUUCAAAGAAAUUCAGCAGGCCGAACAGUGGGUCACCAAACAGGAUGAAACGCUGAAUACCGUUUACUCGCAAUCCGAUUUCUCAUUGGACGAAGGAGAACGGCUUUUGAAGGGCAUGCAAGAGUUGCGCGAGGAGCUUAAUAAUUAUGGUGAUCACGUACAGAGACUCGUGGAGAGAGCAAAGGACAUUGUUCCUAUGAAGCAACGCAAACAACCAGUUAUGCGACCGUUACAGGUUACUUGUAUCUGUACUUACAAACAAGUCAAUAUGUCCAUCGAGAAAGGAGAACAAUGCACGCUGUACGAUAAUUCCGGCAGAGUUAAAUGGCGCGUCAAGAACACGCAGGGAGUGGAAUCUCCUGUACCAGGUGUCUGCUUCGCGCUGCAACCUCCCGAUAAAGAAGCAUUGGAUGCUGCGGAAAGAUUGAGACGACAAUAUGACAGAAGUGUUGCUCUCUGGCAACGAAAACAAUUGAGACUAAGACAAAACAUGAUAUUCGCGACUAUCAAGGUAGUCAAGGGUUGGGAUCUGCCGCAAUUCUUGGCGAUGGGACAAGAUCAACGUACAGCUAUCAGAAAAGCGCUGAAUGAAGAUGCAGAUAAGUUACUAUCCGAAGGAGAUCCAGCGGAUCCACAACUCAGAAGAUUGAAACGCGAGAUGGCGGAUGUUAAUCGACUGUUCGACGAUUUCGAGAAACGCGCCAGAGCCGAGGAAGAAUCGAAAAAUGCUGGACGCAUUUUCAACGAUCAAGCGUCUUCGCUUCAGCAGGCACUCGACGAAGCCGAGCGAGUACUGAACUCGCGCAUAGCCGCGCCCUUACCUCGAGAUCUUGAUAGCUUGGAACAUCUCGUAUUGCAGCACAAAGAUUACGAGCAGCAUCUGCAACGCUUUGCACCGGACGUGGAACAAAUGCAACAGACGUUCCGCGGAAUUACUCUGAAGACUCCGGCGAUGAGGAAUAAACUCGAUAAUAUCAUGAGCAAAUGGAGUCACUUGUGGAACCUUAGUAGCUUGUAUGUUGAGCGCUUGAAGUGUGUUGAGAUUGUGCUGUCCAGCCUUGAAGAAAACACGACGGCAAUCUCCGAGUUUGAAAUUAAAUUGGCCUCCUUCGGCGAAUUACCAUCGGACGUAAAGGGUUUGCAAAGCGUAUUGGAAGACCUGAUGGUUCUUCAGAAUGCUAUCGCACAGCAACAAGUAUCAGUAGAUCAAUUGAAUGAAGAUGCGCAUAACGCCAGACGUCUUGUAGAGAAAUCAAGGCCGAAUCAUCGAGGUCCGCACGGCGACAUGGAUAGAUUAGACGCUGAGGUUAACAAACUAAACGCGCGAUGGACAAACGUCUGCGGGCAGUUGGUCGACAGACUACGCAGUGCCGAAACAGCCUACGGAUUGGCACAGCAGUAUCAAAACUCAUAUCAGAACGAGGUGGACUUUGUCGAUGAAUCAUAUGGAAAAUUAGAGCUAGAGAACACGAAGAACCUGUUGAGCAAGGUGUUGGAUCGCACGCCGGCAAUCGAAGCGGUGAAUCUCACGGGCGGUAGAUUGAUCCGUGAAGGGAAGAUCUACGGACAAAGGCUCCGAGCGUUCAAAGAACAAUUGGAAGAUAUCUGCCCGUCGUUGGACGCAUCGGUGAAGAGGCCACGGAGAGAUUCCGUUAUUACAGUCGAUAAUGUUGCGCGCGAUCUAGAUACCCUGAACCGAAGGUACACGACCCUUGUGAAUCUGCUUGAGGAGCGAGUCAAGCAGCUGGCAUUACUACAUCCUGAGGACACUUCCUUACAGCGUGUUCUUCAAGAACAAAGGCCGCUGCGGACGUUCCGCACAGAGUUCAACAUAUAUGAAAGCACUACUAGCGAGGAGCGUUACACAUCCACAACCACACACUACACCCAGUCACAAUAUACCUCCGAGAGGCAUGAGUCCACCGAGACGACUUUCUCGAGCGAGACUUCGAAGAGAAGUUACAAUGCGGAGCAGGCCGUGUAUCGUCCUAAUGACGAGACCACCAGCCUGGGUGCGGUUCAACCCGACGGCGUCGGUGGUACCCUGCUCAAACGCUCGCACGAGAGCGGUACGACGAACUAUGACAGGCGACAGCAGCAGCACGAGUUUUCGUCCGUCGUGGACGGCGGGUUUAGUAGCGAGCUUAGAGGGGUCGACGAUAGGGGUAAUAUUAUCGAAUCGGUUCACGUGAUGGACGUUAAGUGUAUCAUAGAUCAGAGCACCGGCAAAGUCCUUAGCGUGCGCGAGGCGAUUCGGCUCAAGAUCCUCGACGUUAGGAACCUUAGGAUAGUGACAUCGAGCGAUGGCAGGACGAGCGUGUCGAUCCAGGAGGCCGCGCGUGACGGUAUCAUCAACGCGGAGAUGGCCGAUUGGCUGUUAACUCCAAACGGUCGGGUGUCUAUGCUCGCGGCAAUGAGUAACGACAGCACGUCGUGA
Messenger RNA from Trachymyrmex cornetzi, 5731 nucleotides. RefSeq names its product plectin. Gene Ontology annotation, cellular component: hemidesmosome; intermediate filament; cytoplasm. The record is from RefSeq and is a predicted model, not a curated record. Gene Ontology annotation, molecular function: protein binding; structural molecule activity. Lineage: Eukaryota; Metazoa; Arthropoda; Insecta; Hymenoptera; Formicidae. Gene Ontology annotation, biological process: intermediate filament cytoskeleton organization; cytoplasmic microtubule organization; wound healing. The coding region runs from base 1190 to 5731 and encodes 1513 amino acids. The transcript has 16 exons.